AUAAACCCAUUUGGUCUCUCUAUUUUCUCUAUCUCACUUCUUUUGGGACAUGUCCAUCAACCAUUUCUCUUCACAACUUCCUACAGAACCAUUAUUCUGGUAUAGCACAAAACAACACUACAAUUUCAUGGAAUCAACAAGCAAAUCCUCAUCUCCAAAUCACAAUAAUAUCAACCAAUUUGAAGAAACUGAAAUCCCAAAAGAACAUUUAUUCGAGAAACCAUUAACUCCUAGCGAUGUAGGGAAGCUCAACCGAUUAGUCAUCCCUAAACAAAACGCGGAAAAAUACUUCCCCCUUAACGGUUCCAUUAGUGACUCUGGUGACAAGGGAUUAUUACUGAGUUUCGAGGACGAAUUGGGUAAAUUAUGGAAAUUUAGAUAUUCAUAUUGGAAUAGUAGCCAGAGUUAUGUUUUAACUAAAGGAUGGAGUCGUUAUGUUAAGGAGAAAAAAUUAGAUGCUGGUGAUAUUGUUUUAUUUGAGCGACACCGGUUUGAUGGUGACCGACAGUUUAUUCGGUGGAGGAGGAGGAACGCCGCCGCUACAAUCACCGUUGCUCCGCCGGGUGGUGGUGGUGGGUGGGCCCAUCCUUAUCCAUCAGCAGGUGUUUCAUACCAACCUGGCUUUAUUCAUGCUGGAAGAGGAGUAAUGCACAACCAAACAACAACAAAUGGGAACAAUACAAGGAGACAAGUAAGGUUGUUUGGGGUGAACCUAGAGUGCGAGGUAGAUGAGUCGUGCUCAGAGCCAUCGACCCCAGAUGGCUCAUCAUCAUCGAGCCACCACCAACAAAGUCAUGAGUAUCAGGGUCAAGCUAGCCAACACUAUUACCAAUACCAAGUCCAUUAUUCCAAUCCUCAUGUUGUUCCUGCAGCUGCUUCCUAUAAUAGUGACAGUUACAACAACAUGCAGGCAACUUUCAAAAACUUGAAGCAAACUUCAAUGAACCAAAAGAUAUUUUGGAGAACAAAAAAAAAAAAAAAAAAAAGAGGAAGCAAUAUAGUCAACUUUGCUGCUCACUGCCAGAGUCAGACUUCUAUUUGGUAACCAAAUCAAACUCUGCGAGCUGGCAUACCAAAGACUUAUGUGGAUAUGGAUUACUCGAGAAAUGUCAACCAGAUGAGAUAUCACCAGGGAUAAGAUCUGUGGAUGUGACAUAAGGAUUCACUAUUAUGGGCCACUUGGAAAAUGGAAUAUCAAAAACAAGCAAUUAAAAGAAAAAGAAAACUAAAAAGGGAAAAAUCCCAGAUUUUCUGGCCGCCUGCUCGUCCCAGAAAGGUGAUGUAUGUCAACUUCAACAACUCCAAGUCCAGGGGAAAGUAAAUGGAAAAAAAAUAAAAAAUUGCAACUUUGAAAGAAACGUCAGUGUUUUGAGGUGUGAGGAGCUGAACAGUGGAGCAGAGGUGGGCCAUCCAAGUAUAGAUUGACGUAAACAAAGGCCCAAAUGGAAUAAUAUGGGCCGUUUGUAUACAAAAAUCUUGCCACCUAACUUGUUUGAUACUGAAACGUAGUUAUUGCUUGUUUGCAAGAAUUUAUAAAUAAACAUAGGAUGACAUCCUUAACAAGAAGUAUAGGAACCAAGAGGAAAUAUAAUGGAGAUUACAAGCGUUCACGGUUCAAUUUGAGUCGAUUUUGGAUAAGAUAAUAGUGUCUGUACCAAUGGGGUCGUUUGAUACACGAUAUAAGGUGGGAUAUUUCAGUAUUAAUUUUGGAAUUAAUUUUGCACCAUGUUUGAUAGAAGGUAUAAAUUUAUUCUGAGAUUAAUUUGUACCUUCUAUUAAAUAGAGUACAAAAUGAAGCCCAAACUUAAUGACGUAUAUUCACCUUAUUCCAUUAAUCUUGAAAUUUUAUCCUACCUCUUUGAUCUCUUCGAUGGGAUAAAUUAGUCUCAGAAUUAUAAUUUUGGGAUAAUUUAGUUUGCAUACCAAAAGAAGGUAGUGUCUUAGGAGUGCUAUUUGCCAUCUAUUCAAGGCAAGUUACAGUUUGAACGGCUUUUGCUUCACAUUUUUAGUCUAAUUCGAUGGAAGAAUUCCUUUUGUUCAACAGUGUGUUCAGUGUACGACUACAUAUGUUUUGAUGAUUCAUAUGAAAAAGAACAGUAGGAAAGA
Lycium barbarum (goji berry) is the source of this 2106-nucleotide messenger RNA. RefSeq names its product B3 domain-containing protein At2g36080-like. The record is from RefSeq and is a predicted model, not a curated record. Gene Ontology annotation, molecular function: DNA-binding transcription factor activity; DNA binding. The transcript is spliced from 4 exons. The coding region runs from base 50 to 1045 and encodes 331 amino acids. Lineage: Eukaryota; Viridiplantae; Streptophyta; Magnoliopsida; Solanales; Solanaceae.